UAAUAUGUAAUGGAUUUCGAUUAGUAUAUUGAAUUAAUUUCUUAAUUUAAUAAGGUGAUGUCAUUUUUAUGGACGACAUAUCAUGUAAAUAGUUUUAAAUGAAACAUUCAUAGUGCGCGCGCAGUUAUAGAGCCGAGCCCUUAGAUGUCAUUGAAAAUAAAUGAAAGGAAAUCCGCCCGCGAGUAGAGAUCUAAUAUUAUUCAAAUGCAUAAAUGUUGCACUUCAAGUCAAACAAGAAUAUCUCAGAGGAGAAUAAAUGGUCUACAACUACCGCUGAACUAUCAGCAAAUUAUUGGCUGGAUUAUUUUUGUUAUUACUGGAACAAUCAACAUUGUGAUACUCGCAGAAGUUCAAUUUGAUGAGUUGCGAAUCGUAGCUUUAGCCACGUACAUGUUCCUAUAUAUAUCUCACAUGGUGUCACAUGUUACAGCAUCUUAUAUCGAUCCAAGUGAAAACUCCUUACGGAAGCUGCCGAGGAAUAAUGUGCCAGAAUUCGACCGAAGUAUUCACGCCCACGUAAUUGAAAAUGGGAGGUGUCAUCUAUGCAACAUAUACACAAGCAGUAAAAAAACCAAACACUGCAGCAUCUGCAAUAAGUGUGUGGAUCAUUUCGAUCACCAUUGCAAGUGGUUAAAUAAUUGUGUCGGAAUGAGAAACUAUACAUCAUUUGUAGCGAGCGUUAUAACUGCUCUAUUGAUAUCUGUCAUUACGUCGUCGCUAUGUGUAACUGACAUAGUAUUAUUUAUAUUGUAUCCACAACGGUUAAGCCCUACAGCACAGGAAUUUAUAAACUGCACAACGGUCGAUAAGUCCCAUUACAUUAAAUACUGCAGUCAAUCUAUAAUAUUUUUAGUGUUAUUAAUAAUACUUUGUAUUAGUGCCUUUGCAAUCGCUUGUGCCUUAUUACAUUUAUGUUGUUUUCAUAUUUAUAUAUCAAUUUUAGGUGUUUCUACUUAUGAGUAUAUUAUGAAAAGCGAUACAUCGGAUACAUUUAACAAAUGUAUCUGCCCUAGAAUGAAUAUAUCAAAUAAAUUGAACGUGGGUAAAAUAAAAAAACGAAGUAAAACAUAUCAUUCGGAAAUCGAAUGUUCGGAACAGGGAAUAGGAGAUUCUGAUCCAAGGAAAUUAGAAAAAGUAAAUAAUUCGCCAGUUAGCAGUGAACCAAACUUAUCAAACCUAAUCGGUGUAAUAAUCAAUAGUGAAUUAAGUAAAGCAAAAAAGAUUUUUUUUUAUGACAGGAAUAAAAUACAUCCCCACAAAGAAAAUAGUAGCGGUAGCUAAUAAAUAGUAUACGAUUACUUAAUCACGUCAGUCAGGUAUUUAGUACGAAGUCGCAAUAAUAAUAAGCUUUUAUAUAAAUUGCGUUACUUCAAAUUUUUUUUCUUUCCUCCACAAGUUUCCUUUGAGAAAACAUGUACCAACUUGCUAUAAACCUACGACAUUUAAAACGCUGCAUGCUGUGAAACUAAUGUGAAUAAUGCAUCUUGAUAUGCCUUCCACCAUCCACAGAAAUAGUACCUACUUGUAGGGAGACAAGACCUAUCUUGCAUAAACGCAUGAA
Messenger RNA from Achroia grisella, 1561 nucleotides. RefSeq names its product probable palmitoyltransferase ZDHHC11B. Gene Ontology annotation, cellular component: endoplasmic reticulum; Golgi apparatus. The record is from RefSeq and is a predicted model, not a curated record. Gene Ontology annotation, biological process: protein targeting to membrane; peptidyl-L-cysteine S-palmitoylation. Gene Ontology annotation, molecular function: protein-cysteine S-palmitoyltransferase activity. NCBI's taxonomy places the organism in Eukaryota, Metazoa, Arthropoda, Insecta, Lepidoptera, Pyralidae. Bases 205 to 1281 code for a protein of 358 amino acids. The transcript has a single exon.